GGCGGAGUUUCAUUGUUACUGGACAUGCCUGGCUAGUUACUCUUUAAAGUAUAUAAAGCUAGAAAUUGAUGUUUCUUGGUUCAGUGUACAUCUUUUAAUUGUCAGGAAUCUGCAAAAUAACUCUCAUCAAUUUUAUAAAAGUACAAAAAAAAAAAAAAAAAUAUUUACAAAUUCGCAAUGAGCGGCAAGAUCUUGUUGCAGUUUUGUUUGGCAUUGUUGGUGUUGGCAAUUAUCUUGCAAGAAGAAGUUCAAGCGAAGAAGGUGAUAAUACAUGUACCCUAUCGUGUAAAAAAUGUGAAGCAUACGCAUACAAUUUUCAAAAUUGUUCCACAUAAGGAGGAAAAAAAAAGUCACAGUCACAGCUAUAUAGGAGAUAAUUAUUGAUAGAAAUUUUUAUAAAAUAAUGAAAAAGUUGGAAAAUUAGUGAAAGAAUUAAUUUCUCACAAUUCGUUUAUUAAAACGAAUCCAAAGAUAGUGUGAGCACCUUCGUACAAAUCUCUCUCAUUUAUUAUUUUAGAUUUGUGUAUCACUGCUGUGUUAAUAUUUAUAUUAUGUAUAGAAAAA
Messenger RNA from Leptopilina heterotoma, 564 nucleotides. RefSeq lists its product as uncharacterized. The record is from RefSeq and is a predicted model, not a curated record. The transcript is spliced from 3 exons. Bases 178 to 384 code for a protein of 68 amino acids. NCBI's taxonomy places the organism in Eukaryota, Metazoa, Arthropoda, Insecta, Hymenoptera, Figitidae.